Messenger RNA from Aspergillus uvarum CBS 121591, 2086 nucleotides. RefSeq names its product transcription factor SPN1. NCBI's taxonomy places the organism in Eukaryota, Fungi, Ascomycota, Eurotiomycetes, Eurotiales, Aspergillaceae. Gene Ontology annotation, biological process: poly(A)+ mRNA export from nucleus. Bases 293 to 1825 code for a protein of 510 amino acids. The record is from RefSeq and is a predicted model, not a curated record. Gene Ontology annotation, cellular component: nucleus. The transcript is spliced from 2 exons.
CAGUCUCUUUUCUUGGAUUUCAUCCAUUUCGUUUCCUUCGUCAAUCGUCAUCUGUCUGUCAGUUUCCGGAACUUAUUAUAUUACUCACAGGAGCAAAGCUUGAGUCAGGAGAGAAGUUCUUCUUUCAUUGCGAUACUGCCUCAGGCUGGAAUCUACCUACAACAAGUCCCUCCAACAACCACACCACACAUCCACAUCUCCCUGAACCACCAACCAACACAACACCUUCCAGUCCCCAGGACACUCUCACCGCACAACCACACAACCACACAAACCCACAGACUCUACCAAGAUGUCCGCACCCAACAGCCCAGAACAACAACGAGCCGCCUCCCCGGUCCUCGAAGAUGAAUCCGCCCGUGCCCCGACCCCGGACGCCGGCGGCGAAGAAAGCGACCACCCCCAACCCCAGCCCCAAGACAACGCAGCUGCCUCGGAGCUUGAAGACGAAGAAGAUGACGACGGCAAAGCCCGCGACUCGGACGACGAGUCGAUCCUGUCGGAGGUCGACGAGGCGCAGUUCGAGGAUUUCGACCCGGAGAACGUCGACAUCGAGGACCGCCCGCAGUUGGCCAUCGACGAGGACAACCUGAAGCUGAUCGGGCGGCACAAGCGCAAGCGCACGGAGGGGGCCGAGGGGGAGCAGUCGAAGCGGAAGCGCGAGGGCCGGCGCGAGAAGAAGAGUCGGCGGAUGCGCGAGCUGGAGGACGGCGGCGGGGCCAGCGACGAGGAAGGCGGCGCAGGCAAGGCCGGGCGGCGACGGGCGGGCGCGUCGAAGAAGAAGGAGGUGAUGCCGGAGGAUGAUGAGACCUUGGAUCCUGCUACGCGUGAGUUUUGGGUCCCCUUCUUCUUGCGGUGGAAAGAGGAGAAUCCGGGUGGGUUGCUAAUCUUGAUGGGACCUGCAGGGCGGAGGAGAGCGCUCGAUCGAGCUAUGGAUGAGGCGAUGAAGAAGCCAACUAAGAGACGGUUCCGGAAGGCGGAUGGUAUUGAUCUGGAACAAAUGGCCGAUGCUGAGAUCGAAGAUAUGCGCAAACGCAUGACCCACGCCGCACAGAUGGAUGCCAUCAACCGCCGCGAAGGCAAGCCCGCCAUGCACAAACUCAAGAUGCUCCCCGAGGUCGUCUCGCUGCUGAACCGCAACCAAUACGUCAACAGUCUGGUGGAUCCGGAAAUCAACCUGCUCGAGGCCGUCAAGUUCUUCCUGGAGCCGCUGGACGACGGCUCGCUCCCCGCCUACAACAUCCAGCGCGAUCUGAUGACGGCGCUGGGCAAGCUGCCGAUCAACAAGGAGACCCUGAUCGCCAGUGGGGUCGGCAAGGUGAUUGUAUUCUACACGCGCAGCAAGCGACCGGAGCCAGGUAUCAAGCGCAUGGCGGAGCGCCUGCUGGCCGAGUGGACGCGUCCGAUCCUGCAGCGCAGCGACGACUAUUCCAAGCGGGUGUACCAGGAGGCUGCUUUUGAUCCUACGUAUGUUUCCCCUGUUCCCCCUCUUGUUUGCCGCGGUUCCGUCUUCGAUCGUUCGCUUUCGAUCGUUUCGAUAUCGCAGUUUCUGUACUCUCUGCUAACUUCAACCAGUCAACUGGGCACAUCCCGUCCCAAAUCGGCGCAAACGUCGGUGGCGGAGGCGCGCGCGCGCGAAAUGCUGCCCCCACGACUGGCGAACCGGGCGCGCGCCGACCUCACUCACACGAGUUACACGGUGGUGCCGCGACCGACGAUGGUACAGGAGAGCAAGUUUGCGCGACCUUUGGGCGCCAGCGGCGAGGAUCGAUUCCGGAAGAUGCGGGCGCGACAGAUUGCGGCAUCCAAGGGAUCCCGGCGAUAGCGGAAGGUGGUUGUGGUUGAUGGUGUUGGAGGUGUAGCUUUUAUUGCAUAUGUUUUUAUCUUUGCCUCGUAUUCGAUUUAUUUACGGACGGGAACGGCGCAGGAAUUGGGAAUGAAUUGUAAUCAUUUAAUUUAAAGCUUACCAAGUAGGUGACUAGUGCGGAGAGGCGAGGCGAGCAGACGGAGGAGAAGGCAGAGAGGAGAAAUUUUGACAAGACAUGCGAUGGAUUGAUCAGCCCAUAAGGCUAGAUUAGACUAGACC